Messenger RNA from Cryptomeria japonica (Japanese cedar), 2237 nucleotides. RefSeq names its product LEAF RUST 10 DISEASE-RESISTANCE LOCUS RECEPTOR-LIKE PROTEIN KINASE-like 2.2. NCBI's taxonomy places the organism in Eukaryota, Viridiplantae, Streptophyta, Pinopsida, Cupressales, Cupressaceae. Gene Ontology annotation, molecular function: polysaccharide binding; ATP binding; protein kinase activity. Gene Ontology annotation, biological process: protein phosphorylation. The record is from RefSeq and is a predicted model, not a curated record. The coding region runs from base 23 to 1909 and encodes 628 amino acids. The transcript has 3 exons.
CUUUGCUAUUAAACUGUCAUUCAUGUUCCCCUGUUUUAAAUUAUUUCUUCUCACUGUUGUGAAUAUGAUAAAAAUGGAAGGACUGCCCCUUCAAAUAUACCAUUCUCAGCAUUUCAAUCUACCCGCUGUAUGCCUUUCUCUUGUCUUCACAAUAUUCAUGUCAUGCCUCACUCCUUCAUCUCCAGCAUGUCCACAAGUCUUCGAAUGUGGGAUUCAAACAUUCGAAUAUCCCUUCGGAGCAAAGAGCAGCGGUUGUGGUGACCCUGCACUUCAGCUUGACUGUGAUCAUCAAAUGAAUAUGACUUUAAUUAACAUCAGCGACCACCAAUACUACCUGCUUCGCCACGAGGAAGUGUUUCCAAGAAAUCACAUGAGAAUAGUGGAUAGAAAUAUGUGGGGAGAUGCAUGCAACCCGUCGAGCAGUAAUCAGACAAUGGAAUUCUGGUCUAGCCCUCAGUUUCGCAUUACUGAUAAGUAUAUGAAUAUAAGUCUAUGGGGAGAGUGCAGAGAAGAGUACCUGCCCACCGAAGCGUAUGCUUUAGAAUGUAAUAAGAGUUGGUACUAUUCAGACUUGAAUUUAAAUGCGUAUUGUGAAUCGUUAGUGCAUCUACCUGCUCCAAAAUUCAACACGAAUCGACCGUUGCCUGGAAGUAUGUAUUAUGGGUUCAGAGUAAAAUGGAGUUUCAGCAAAGGUUGUGAGCAUUGCGAGUCAAAGAAAAUGCUUUGCAUUUACGACACCAGUAAUUCGACGCGAUUGAGUUGCAAAUCGGACAGCUCUGGUGUGUUUAACGCUGCUAUUGCUCUAGGUGUGGCCGUUGGAAUCGGUGCAUUGUUACUGACGGGAGUAUUGCUUCUGUUUGUUAAUCGGAAGAGGAGGUUAUCUAAGAAACCUGAUCUUUCCAACGUGGAGAAAUUCUUGCAACAUUAUGUUCAUCAAAUGCCAUGUAGAUACUCAUACUCUCAGCUCACGAAGAUCACCGAUAACUUUACACAGAAAGUCGGAGAAGGAGGUUUCGGUGUGGUUUAUAAAGGAAGCCUACCUACGGGCGAUCUGGUGGCGGUUAAAAUGCUUGAUCAGUCAAGACACAGUGAGAAUCAAUUCAUGAAUGAAGUAGCAACUAUCGGACGGCUCCAUCAUGUUCAUUUGGUUCGCCUGAUGGGAUAUUGCUUCGAACAGCAGAGAAAUGCAUUGGUUUAUGAGUACAUGCCUAAUGGAUCUCUAGACAAAUUUAUAUAUGGAGGAAGAGAGAAAGAAGCAAUCCUAAACUGGGCACAGCUGUAUCCAAUUGCUUUGGGUGCCGCUCGUGGAAUAGCCUAUUUACACCAAGAUUGUGACAAUUGUAUCAUUCAUUUCGACAUAAAACCUCCCAACAUACUACUGGAUGAAGAGUUCACACCAAAGGUAGCUGAUUUUGGUCUGGCUAAACUCUGUGGGAAGAAAGAUGACCAUGUAUCAAUGACAGCUCCAAGAGGAACGCCAGGUUAUGUUGCACCAGAGCUUUGGUACAGAAAUUUGGGACCUGUGACGGACAAAUCAGAUGUUUACAGUUUUGGAAUGGUAUUACUGGAGCUGGUUGGAGGAAGGAAGAAUUUUGAUAUGCAGGUAAGCCACCCCAGUCAGUUGUAUUUUCCGGAGUGGGCAUUCAAAUUGAUGGAACAUGGACAGUUGGAGAGGGGAUUGAGAGGAACUGGUAAAGAAAAACUAGAAUGUGAAGAGGAGGAGAAAGCGAUACGAGCGGCCAAAGUAGGGCUAUGGUGCAUUCAGUACAAUCCAACGGAUCGACCGAGCAUGAACAGAGUUGUUCAAAUGUUGGAAGGAAAUGUUGAUGUAACCAAUCCUCCAUUGCCUUCCAAUUCAUCAAUCAGCGGUGUACUUUCAGUACAUUCAAGUGAAGAAUCUUCUAUGUAAGUAACCGAGGAAACCUCUUUGGAACCCAUAAUUCCGGAUCGCCAUAUUAUUGCGAGCAGGAGUUGGGAACAAAGAGGGAGAUCACUCUGACGGAAAGACACUGAGUAUGUUAUAAGCCUAUAUGUCAAUUUGUUCCGACUUCACUGUCUGAAUACGAAAUAACAUAAUAAAUAUUGAGAACGUGGAGCGGCUGAAGAUAAUGCUGAGCAGCUGGAGACUGUGAGGAACCCUCUUGUUUGUUUGUGCCGACACAAAGAUUAAUUUAUUUAUUCAUUCCAAUGUCAGAGACAAAUUGUUAAAUAACAUUGUUAUCAUAUACAACGGCUUU